Messenger RNA from Venustampulla echinocandica, 4218 nucleotides. RefSeq lists its product as uncharacterized. Gene Ontology annotation, molecular function: iron ion binding; monooxygenase activity; heme binding. The coding region runs from base 1 to 4218 and encodes 1405 amino acids. Gene Ontology annotation, cellular component: cytosol. The transcript is spliced from 9 exons. NCBI's taxonomy places the organism in Eukaryota, Fungi, Ascomycota, Leotiomycetes, Helotiales, Pleuroascaceae. The record is from RefSeq and is a predicted model, not a curated record.
AUGUCGCCCAUCAUGUCCCCCAUCAUGUCGACCAUUAUGCACCCAGAAAUACAACUCCUCGCCUUCGCUGCUGGCGCUCUCUGCUACGUCGGAUACUUUUUUCGUGGCGAGCAUCACAUGCAUGGUAUGGCUUACAUCCAAGUUCACACUGUCCUGUUUGCAGCUUCGACCGCUCUGCUGUAUCGAUUGGGGUUCCCGCUGGUGGAGGCCUUAACGCAGACAGUCGUGUAUGAUGGUACCUUUUUGUUCGGUUUAUUUGCCAGUCUUUUUGUGUAUCGCGCUUUUUUGAACCCGCUCAACGCCUUUCCUGGACCAUGGAUUGCACGGAUCGCCACCUUUUAUGUUUCCUUUCGUAUCAAAAGAUUGCGAAUGUUCAAGGCUUUCGAAGACCUGCACGAAAAACACGGCUACUUCGUGCGUGUUGGUAGCCAAGAAGUGUCGAUUACGCACCCGAGUGCGGUUCAAGAUAUUUUUGGAGCCGAUUCAGUGUGUGAAAAAAGUUCGUGGUACGACAUCAGUCGGCCACAAGACUCCGUGCUUCUUCGUCGGACCUUUGCAAAGCAUUCCGAACGGCGUUCAAUCUGGAGUCAAGCCUUCUCUGUCAAGGCGGUCAGAGGCUACGAGACUCGAUUUCACCCGUAUAGGAGCAAAAUGCUUGCCGGACUCGAUGCUCACGGCGGUCAACCUGUGAACAUCACCCACUGGCUGGGGUUGUAUUCCUGGGACUCCAUGAGCGACCUAUCAUUCGGCCAUUCAUUUGGCUUGCUGGAUACCAAGGAGCUUCAUUGGGCAAUGAACGUUCUCGACAAAGGGAUGAGUAUAAUUGGUCGUCAUUUGCCAAUGUGGUUUAUUCGUCUUAUGAGCUCAAUCCCUGGCGGUAACAAGGACCUGAAGGCUAUGUUCAAAUAUUGCGAAGAACAAAUGCUUAUAAGAUGGAAGACUGAGCCAAAGGUGCCGGAUGUGAUGAGUGCCCUCUUUGUGCCAUACAGAAAAGGGCAGAAGCCUUUUGAUGCAACCGCGGUACAACUGCUGGCUGGAGAAUCACACCUACUUGUCAACGCUGGAAGCGAUACUUCGAGAAUCACGAUGAUUUGCACCUUGUUUGUACUUGCUCAACAACCUGAGCUCGCGAACAGGCUCCGUGAAGCAUUGGAACCCCAUGUCCCUCAAUCGCCCGACGAAAUGUUGCUGGACGACCAAAUCAUGAAUAUAGACCUUCUGAAUGGUAUUGUUCAGGAAGCACUUCGCCUGUAUCCACCAAGUCCUAGCCAUCCAACUCGGGUGACUCCUCCUGAGGGUACUAAGAUCGCUGGUCGAUUUAUCCCGGGCAAUACGCAAGUAAUGGCCCCUCAGUACGUCAUUGGACGAGACGAACGCAUCUUUCCCCGAGCGACUGAAUUCAUCCCUGAACGUUGGUACAGUCUCCCGGAGCUGGUCAAAGACAAUAAUGCAAUCGCGCCGUUUUCACUGGGGCCCAUGAACUGCGUCGGAAAGCGGCUUGCGCUUGCCAAUAUUCGAGUGACUGUUGCAACGAUCAUCAUGCGCUACAAUCUCAGUUUCCCCCGAACUCAAGCUGAUCCGGAAGCCGAUUUCGAAAACGGCUUGUAUGAGCAUUUCAGUUUGCAAUCCGGCCCCUUAUUCCUGUGCUUAGAGAAGCGGAACCAUAUGUGCUCAUUUCACUACAAGAGAGGUCGCGAUUACAAUGACCGCCAGCUUCGUUCUGGGAGAGAUCAACUGCCUGAGACCGGAGGCGGCGCUCUUCAUGCGUUUACUCACUCCAGAAGGGGGACGAUGAGAAGUGGGAGGAACUUGUUCAAGGCUUCCUGCGAGCUUGCUGUCGCAAAACAUAUAUGUGUCCUUGAAGUCCACCUUGCUGCCCGCGAACUGAUCGUGUAUUACAAGUACCGCGAGUCGCAAAGAUUAUGCGCCAAUCAACAGCCACUCUUCAUUGCCUGGAGUCCUACGGGGUUUGAGGAGAUAUCACCUGAGUCAUCUAUCAAAGACUAUCAUGAAACUACAGCUAUUGCAAUCGUUGUGGAAAACAUGUGCGGAUUUUCUGCUUGUAUUCUGCUUUCAGGGGCAAACACCAAUGGCCAGAGUAACAACACUCGUUGCAACGGGGAAGCAAACGGUGACCACCAAACCAACGGCGUAACAGGGGGAUUCGCGGCAGAUCUCAAAGCUUCAAUUGAUCUCAUCGCCCACCGUGGUCCAGACGACUCGGGAAUAUGGAUUAGUGAGAACGAGCAAGUCGGGCUAGCUCACUGCCGACUGUCCAUCAACGAUUUAUCCUCUGCAGGACGACAACCCCUUCACAGCAGCGACAACCAAAUUCAUGCCGUGGUGAACGGCGAGAUCUACGACUACGAUCGUCUUCGACAUGAAUGCGAAACUGCUCACAACUACCCCUUUCAGAGCGACAGUGACAGCGAGCUUGUUUUGGCCCUCUAUAAAAUUUACGGCGCCCCUGAAUUUCUCACGCAUCUGCGAGGCGAAUUCGCCUUUGUUCUCUAUGAUAACCGUGAAGGAGGUCAGCGCGUGAUCUGCGGACGUGAUCGUUAUGGAAUCAAGCCACUGGUGUAUACUCGCGUUGGGUCGAAGCUGCUCGUCGCCUCCGAAGCCAAGGCAUUCUUGCCCUUGGGCUGGAAGCCGCGCUGGGACGUGCGUGCGAUUGCUGAUGCUGGAUGGAUGUUUGAUGACCGGACGCUGUUCCGCCAAGUUCGGAAGGUCUUGCCUGGGCACUAUCUCGAUAUUACAGAACUUGGUGGUGUGCAGCAGGUCAGGUAUUGGGAUGCUGAGUACGAAGACAAGAGUAAACCCGAAACUCGCACCAUCGAUGAAAUGGUAUCUGGCGUUCGCGAAAGGCUGGUCGAGUCUGUUCGUCUUCGCCUGCGUGCUGAUGUCCCUGUCGGCAUCUACUUGUCUGGAGGUAUCGACUCUUCCGCCAUUGCCGGUAUAGUUACGGAACUUGCACGCAAGGAAAAGGUCAAAAUAGGAAAUGAAGAGGCGACUCGUGUUACCUGCUUCAGUGUAGCAUUUCCUGAGACAUCCGGCUACGAUGAAUCACAUAUUGCCGAACGCACGGCCGAAUGGCUCGGAGUGAAGACUAUCAAGAAGACCAUCACGGAGGAUACUCUGGCGGAAGACUUUGAAGACGCCGUAUUCCACUGCGAGCAUCAUCACUUUGACCUCAACUUCGUGGCCAAGUUUGCACUCUCAACUCUCCCCCGUGAACACGGCGUCAAGGUCGUCCUGACCGGUGAAGGCGCCGACGAGCAUUUCGCUGGUUAUCCAUACUUUCCUGGCGAAUUCCUUCGCGAAGCUGAUGAAGCUAUGCCCGACUCCCAAUUGUCUAAAAACAGUGACCUUCGAAACGAGAUGUUCAAGUCGGUACAGAAGGAAAUGAAAGCAAUUUGGCAAAAAGCUGGUGCUACAGUGCACAAAGAUAGACCAGCCCUUGCAUCCAUCGCAGGAGUGGGAGCAACGGACAUGAGUGAUAAUCUGUUGGCGUGGCAUCCUACGGCCACUCUCUUUGCUCCAUGGCUACGCGCUCGACAUAAUAACCAUGAUUGCCGCAAAACGGUCCUGAACUCGCACCCGAGCGAUGUUCAGGCCAAGAUGCGGUCACGAUGGCACCCUUUGCACACGGCCAUGUACAUGUGGAACAAGAACUCGUUGGCCAACGUUCUAUUGUCAUGUCUUGGCGAUCGUACAGAGAUGGCACACAGUGUUGAAGCACGCACACCAUUCCUAGACCACCACCUUGCCGAGUACGUCAACCGUUUGCCGCCCAGCGUCAAACUGCGCUACUCGGCCGACACUGAAAGUGACACUGGUGAAUUGGGCCCGAUCUGGACUGAGUCCAGCGUAGCCUUGCAGUCACUUAAUGAAAAAUGGAUAUUGCGCCAGGCGGUGCGUCCAUACAUUACAGACGAGCUGUACAAACGGAAGAAGCAUCCUUUCCUUGCGCCGACUCGGUGGGCGGUGGACGGGCCAUUGCAUCGCAAGUUCAAAACGUUACUGACGCAAGAAGCUGUGGAAGGGCUAGGCUUUAUUGAUUGGGAGACAAUCCAGGAGGCCAUGGACAUUGCUUGGGGCGAGAAUUCUGACGCGAAGGCCUUCAGACUCUUGAUAUAUUGUGGUGCUUGGGUAACGCUUAGCGAACGCAUGGGCGUGGCGCAAGCGGCCGAAUCUGAUUGGGAAGCCACUGUAACAUAG